AUGGUGAGUAUCUCUGUUGUGACUGACUGGCAGGCAAACAUUUCCACCACGCCCGUGCAAACUACUGUUCAGACUCUUGAGAGAAUUGGUGCUCACUCACAUGUGCGUGGUCUGGGACUGGACGAGCGUCUUGAGCCUCGUGACAGUGCUCAGGGUAUGGUCGGUCAGCAUGCGGCACGCAAGGCUGCUGGUAUGAUUGUGAAGAUUGUACAGAAUGCCAAAAUUGCUGGUCGUGCGGUCCUUAUGGCUGGCCCACCGGGUACAGGCAAGACUGCCAUUGCAAUGGGUAUGGCACAGACGCUGGGCGAGGACGUGCCCUUUACUAUGCUGUCUGCGUCGGAGGUCUUCUCCCUGGAAAUGAGUAAAACGGAGGCUCUGAUGCAGGCCUUCCGCAAAUCUAUUGGAGUUCGCAUUAAGGAAGAAGCUGAGAUCAUUGAGGGUGAGGUUGUCGAAAUUCAGAUCGACCGCAGUCUCACGGGAGCCACCAAAACGGGAAAGAUUGUUAUCAAAACUACCGAUAUGGAAACUGUUUACGAGCUUGGUAACAAAAUGAUCGAUGCUUUGCAGAAGGAGAAGGUGACGGCUGGUGAUGUGAUCACCAUCGAGAAAUCCAGUGGCCGUAUUACAAAGCUGGGCCGCAGCUUCGCUCGUUCGCGCGAUUACGAUGCGAUUGGUAGCGAUACCAAAUUUGUUCAGUGCCCGGAAGGAGAACUUCAGCGCCGCCGUGAGGUCGUUCACACUGUCUCGUUACAUGAAAUUGAUGUCAUUAACUCGCGCUCUCAGGGCUUUUUGGCCCUCUUUGCGGGUGAUACCGGUGAGAUCAAACCGGAGCUUCGGGAUCAAAUCAAUGCCAAAGUAGGCGAAUGGCGUGAAGAAGGGAAAGCAGAGAUUAUUCCUGGUGUUUUGUUCAUUGACGAAGUGCAUAUGUUGGACAUUGAAUGCUUUUCGUUCUUGAACCGCGCAUUAGAGUCGGAGCUCGCGCCACUGGUUGUCAUGGCUUCCAACCGUGGUCAGUCACGUAUCCGUGGCACCCGCUUUACGAGUCCCCAUGGCAUUCCUAUCGAUUUGCUGGACCGCAUUUUGAUUAUCAGUACGAAACCCUACACGGAAUCUGAAGUGCGUCAGAUCCUGUCCAUCCGCGCACAAGAGGAAGAUGUAAACCUAAAGCCAGAGGCCCUUGAUGUGCUCAUGCGCAUGGCCAUGGAGACUUCGCUGCGGUAUACAAUUAAUUUGAUCACCACAGCUUAUUUGGCUGCAAAACGGCGCAAGUCGGAUAUUGUCGACGUGGCAGAUGUCCGUCGCGUGUACAAUCUAUUUGUGGACGAGAAGCGCAGCGUGCAGUACCUUCAGGAACAUGCAGCUGAAUUCCUCAGUGAGGAAGUGGCGUAA
This is a messenger RNA of Malassezia sympodialis ATCC 42132, 1389 nucleotides long. It is a transcript of the gene RVB2, whose product is annotated as RuvB family ATP-dependent DNA helicase reptin. Gene Ontology annotation, molecular function: ATP hydrolysis activity; ATP binding; ATP-dependent activity, acting on DNA. The record is from RefSeq and is a predicted model, not a curated record. Lineage: Eukaryota; Fungi; Basidiomycota; Malasseziomycetes; Malasseziales; Malasseziaceae.